Molecule: messenger RNA, 708 nt
Organism: Anastrepha obliqua
Lineage: Eukaryota; Metazoa; Arthropoda; Insecta; Diptera; Tephritidae
Product: basic proline-rich protein-like
Exons: 1
Coding region: 1-708 (235 amino acids)
Source: RefSeq, a predicted model, not a curated record
AUGCGUGGACACGGUGGCAUGGGAUUUAGAGCCGCUCCCGGUCCAGUUAGAAUGAACAUGGGUGGCAUGGGUGGUCCUGGACCAGCAAGAAUUGGUAUGAGUGCAGGCGGUCCUGGUCCAACAAGAAUUGGUAUGAGUGCAGGCGGUCCUGGUCCAGCAAGAGUUGGUAUGGGUGGCCCUGGCGGUCGCCCACCUGGGGCAACUGCAUCAGGUCCUGGUCCCGCGCGUCCGCCACCUGCGCCUGGACCCACACAAGUGAAUGUGAACGUUAAUGCAGCACCACGGCCAAUGGUAAACGAGGUAGUUGUGGUUGGCGGUGCUGCACCUCUACUGCCGGCCGCUGGUCUGAUGCUUGGCGCAUCAAUGGUUGCCGGAGCGGCAAUGGGAGCAGCUGCAGCCUCAGCUAUGUCUGGACCGAGAGAAGUUAUUGUGAAUGCACCACCUCCUCCUCCAUCGUCGACUGUGAUUGUGAAUACGCCGGGCGUACAACAGCCACCUGCAUCGACAGUUGUUGUAAGUUCAUCAGCAGCAGCGCCAAUGGGCUCUAAUGUCGUUGUAAACUCUGGUAUGGGCCCUGCUGCAGCCGCUGCUCCACCAACAACGGUAGUAGUAGAAGGAGGCAAUCAGAGGCAGCAGCCUACAACGGUGGUGACAGAGACGGUGGUCAUACCGCCGAAGCCGAGUAGUUGCUGUUGUGUGAUAUUAUGA